This is a messenger RNA of Perkinsus marinus ATCC 50983, 162 nucleotides long. RefSeq lists its product as hypothetical. The annotation marks the transcript as partial. The transcript has a single exon. The record is from RefSeq and is a predicted model, not a curated record. NCBI's taxonomy places the organism in Eukaryota, Perkinsozoa, Perkinsida, Perkinsidae.
GACUUGGAGAAAGCACUGGUGGAGAAGGUUGAGAAACUGCGAAAAGUGUUGGCUACUUUAGAACUUCAAAUUCGAGAUUUACUCCCUGAGGUACGUGGCAAGGAUGAAGUGUGGAAUUUACACUCGAUCGGCUUCAGAGGGAAGGAGCUGCGCAGACACUAG